CCAGGGAGCGCGCCCGCGCUCCGCCUGUCUUGUAUCUGCGUGGGCGGCUAGGCGGGCAACGACGUCCUCGCGGGACCCGGGCAGGGACGGUGCGCGGGGUUUUCUUUCUCCCCUCCCCUUAUUGCUCGACCAAGUGCCAAGCCUUGGGCAGCCCCCCCCCCCGCGAUCCCGAACAGCCUUUUGCGCUGACAUGGCGCUCUUUUGACCCGGACUUCGCCGCCGCCACGGUUGCUUGGCUUCUCCUUCCUUUUCUCUCCCACCGCGCUGGUCUCUCCGAUCUUUCCUUCCCUGGACUGAAAGUUCUCGGGCAUAAUCCCAUUCCCGAGUGUAAGCUCUCAGAAUGGCAGAUGAGAAUUCUUACCUCUUGGGAAUGGGCGAUCAUCAGGUAUAUGCAAUGGAACAUUACCCCUUGGGGAUGAAUCAGCUGUACAAUAACGCAAGCAUGAUUUCAACGGAUCUGCCACUUCGCCCAACUGAUGGGCCAUAUCUUCAAAUAGUUGAACAACCUAAACAGAGGGGCUUUCGUUUCCGCUAUGUUUGUGAAGGACCAUCCCAUGGUGGACUUCCUGGAGCUUCUAGUGAAAAGAACAAGAAGUCUUACCCACAAGUUAAAAUCUGCAAUUAUGCUGGACCUGCAAAAGUAAUAGUGCAGUUAGUCACAAAUGGAAAACAUGUCCACUUGCACGCUCACAGCUUGGUAGGAAAACACUGUGAGCAGGGAGUUUGCACAGUAAAUGCAGGACCAAAGGACAUGGUAGUAGGAUUUCCAAACCUGGGAAUAUUACAUGUUACAAAGAAAAAAGUAUUAGACACACUGGAAAUGCGCAUGAUUGAUGCAUGUAAAAAAGGGUACAAUCCAGGACUCCUCGUUCACCCCGAUCUCAAUUAUAUACAAGUGGAAGGUGGAGAGGAGAGGCAGCUAACAGAACGAGAACGAGAUAUCAUUCGUCAGGCAGCACAUCAGCAGACUAAGGAGAUGGAUCUCAGCGUUGUACGUCUCAUGUUCACUGCAUUCCUUCCUGAUAGCACUGGUAGCUUUACAAGGAGACUUCAGCCUGUCUUGUCUGACCCUAUAUAUGACAGCAAAGCUCCAAAUGCAUCCAAUUUAAAAAUUGUACGGAUGGAUCGGACUGCAGGCUGUGUAACAGGGGGAGAAGAAGUUUACCUACUUUGUGACAAAGUCCAAAAGGAUGAUAUUCAAAUCCGUUUUUAUGAAGAAGAUGAAAGUGGUGGUGUCUGGGAAGGUUUUGGAGACUUUUCACCUACUGAUGUGCACAGACAGUUUGCAAUAGUAUUCAAAACACCGAAGUAUCGAGAUGUCAACAUCACAAAAGCAGCAUCUGUAUUUGUUCAAUUACGGCGAAAAUCAGAUCUAGAGACCAGUGAACCAAAACCUUUUCUGUACUAUCCUGAAAUCAAAGAUAAAGAAGAAGUGCUAAGGAAACGACAGAAACUCAUGCCGAACUUCUCCGAUAGUUUUGGCGGAAGUGGCGCAGGUGCUGCAGGAGGUGGGAUGUAUGGUGGAGUCGGAGGAGGAGGAGGUGGCAGCAGUGCUGGAUCAGGAUAUGGGUACCCACCAUAUGGGUUUUCCAGUUACGGUGCAAUGCAUUUCCAUUCCAGCACAAACAAAAGUGGUGCAGGAAUGAAACACGGAGUCUCAAAUGGCAUGCCCAAAAGAGAGAAUCAAAUGUGCUGUGACAAAAAACACAAUGAGAAAUUAAAAGAAAAAGUAGACAUUGAAGAUAAAAGCAAAACCAGCACUGGCUCGGUUUCUGAAAGGGAAGAAGAUACUAGUGCCAACAUUCAUUUACAAGAUGCCUUCUUUUUGGAAAAAGCCAUGGAACUUGCUAAGCGACACGCUAAUGCUCUUUUUGACUAUGCAGUCACAGGAGAUGUAAAGAUGCUUCUGGCAGUACAGCGCCCCCUGACAACCAUUCAGGAUGAAAAUGGGGAUAAUGUCCUCCACUUGGCAAUUAUUCACCUUCAUAUGGAACUGGUGAAGAACCUUUUAGAAGUAAUAGCAAAUAUGAAUGCUGCUGCUGUUCUCAAUGUGAGAAAUGACCUUUACCAGACUCCUUUACACUUGGCUGUUAUAACAAGGCAGGCGGGAAUUGUGAGAGCCUUGCUUGGGGCUGGGGCUGACGUGAACCUCUUGGACCGCCAUGGGAACUCUGUCUUCCAUUUGGCAGCUCAGCAAGGAGAUGAGGUGGCCUUAAGUAUGUUGCUUCAACAUAAAGAGGCAUCUGUGAUGAGAGACCUUCCCAAUGGGGAUGGUCUGACAAUCCUUCACCUAGCUGUUAUAGCAAACAGUAUGCCGUGUCUCAGACUACUUCUUGCUGCUGGUGUUGAUGUCAAUAUCCAGGAACAGAAAUCUGGAAGGACAGCUUUGCACCUGGCUAUUGAACAAGGAAAUAUUUCCAUGGCAGGUUGCCUUCUACUUGAGGGAGAUGCAUUUGUGGACAGCGUUACUUAUGAUGGAACCACCCCACUUCAUAUAGCAGCUGGAAGGGGAUCUACAAAAUUGGCAGCCCUUCUCAAAGCAGCAGGUGCAGAUCCCCACAUUGAAAACUUCGAGCCGUUGUUUGAAGAGGAAGAUAUAAAAGAUAAUGAAAGUGAAAAAAUUAUACCUGGGACAACUCCUCUGGAUAUGGCAACCAGCUGGGAGGUGUAUGACAUCUUGAGUAGCAAACUUUGUAAGUCAAAGGCAGCUUCUGAGCAUCUUCUGAUUCAAGGCAAUAUGAAAGACCUGAAUGAGGAUGUUAAAUUACAGCUGUACAAAUUACUUGAAGUUCCUGAUCUGACCAAAAGCUGGUCCAUGUUGGCACAAAAGCUCGGGCUAGGGAUAUUAAACAAUGCCUUUCGGUUGAGUCCUUCUCCAUCAAAAACUCUACUGGAUAAUUAUGAGGUUUCUGGUGGAACAGUAAAAGAGUUGAUUGAUGCCCUCAGAGAAAUGGAUUAUCCAGAGGCUGUUGAAAUUAUUGAGAAAAGAAUUACUUCAUCAAGACAGUCAAACCAGGAGAAAACCAAAAAUGAUGUUCUUCCAUUAUGUGAUUUACCUUCUCCUAGGACAGAACAAGCAGAUGAAAUAUGUAAUUUCAAAUUCCAGGAUACUGAAAGCAUUUGUGACAGUGGAGUAGAGAUUUCGCUUCACAAACUUAGUUUUACAUAUUCUGAAUCUUUUACCAACAAGACAUCCAUAAAUCUUAAGAAAAAGGCUUCAGGCUAUGGACAGGACAACUCGUUACAAGGCAAAAUUGAAGUAACUUAAAUAUGGUAUUGCUAUGAAUUUUUUUUCCAGAGAAAUUAGAGCUUUUAAAGAGCCAAAGUUCACCAGAAGAAAAAGCUCUUUGAAAUGUUUAUCCACUGGACCUUU
Notechis scutatus (mainland tiger snake) is the source of this 3373-nucleotide messenger RNA. It is a transcript of the gene NFKB1, whose product is annotated as nuclear factor kappa B subunit 1. Gene Ontology annotation, biological process: signal transduction; regulation of DNA-templated transcription. The record is from RefSeq and is a predicted model, not a curated record. Gene Ontology annotation, molecular function: protein binding; RNA polymerase II cis-regulatory region sequence-specific DNA binding; DNA-binding transcription factor activity, RNA polymerase II-specific. Gene Ontology annotation, cellular component: cytoplasm; NF-kappaB p50/p65 complex. Lineage: Eukaryota; Metazoa; Chordata; Lepidosauria; Squamata; Elapidae.